AUGGCUGAAAAGAGAGGAUCGGUCCCUCAUCAUUUAUCAAUAGAAAGAGUAAACAACAAUGGCAAAUUGUUCAUCAAGCAGGCAAAGCAAUAUGCACAAGCUCGCCCAAGCUACCCACCGCAAUUAUUCCAGUUCAUUGCCUCCAAGACUCCCCACCAUGAUCUCGUCUGGGACGUCGGCACCGGCAGCGGUCAGGCCGCCCGAUCUUUGGCCGAGAUUUACAGGUCCGUCAUCGCAACAGAUACGAGCUCCAAACAGCUCGAAUUCGCAACGAAACUCCCCAACAUCCGAUACCAUGACACCUCUCCGACGAUGUCGUAUUCGGAGCUCGAGCAAAAAGUGGGUGCUGAAUCGAGUGUGGAUUUAGUGACGGUGGCUCAAGCCUUGCACUGGUUCGACCUCCCGGUGUUUUACCAACAGGUGAAAUGGGUACUCAAGAAACCACAUGGGAUCAUCGCCGCGUGGUGCUACACCACACCUGAAGUCGACGAGUCCGUCGACAAGGUUUUGAAAGGGUUUUACGAGAACCCGUACUGGGAUCCGCAGCGGAAGCUGGUGGAUGAUAAGUACAAAUCGAUUGAUUUUCCGUUUGAGGGCGUGGAUGGGGAUGGUAACACGGGACCGUUUGAGUUGGGGAAUGAGAGGACGAUGGGGUUGGAGGAGUAUUUUUACUUGAGAUCGUGGUCGGCGUACCAGAAGGCCAAGGAGGAGGGGGUGGAGCUUUUGAGCGAGGAUGUGGUUGAGGACUUCAAGCGUGCUUGGGGUGACGAUGGUGGACCUAAACUGGUUAAUUUUCCUGUUUAUCUUAGAAUCGGAAAAGCGGGUCUGUGAAGCAAAACUAUUGGAUUCCAAAGAAACGGGGAUAAAUAGCCAAAGUCCAAUUAUUAUUUGCUGAUGAAAAUAAUAUAUGAAAUAAAACUAAGUCGAAUUUUCAUGAAA
Messenger RNA from Hibiscus syriacus, 939 nucleotides. RefSeq names its product putative methyltransferase DDB_G0268948. NCBI's taxonomy places the organism in Eukaryota, Viridiplantae, Streptophyta, Magnoliopsida, Malvales, Malvaceae. The record is from RefSeq and is a predicted model, not a curated record. Gene Ontology annotation, molecular function: S-adenosylmethionine-dependent methyltransferase activity.